AUGAGUGAAAUCGUGUUCUUAUUGUCUUUGACUGACUUAUUUUGCUUAGCAUUACACUCUCUGGCCCCCACUGGCUGCUCUGAAAAGCCGUCUUUGCAUUGUUCCCAGUCGGGCUUCCAGUUCACCGCAACCACCUCCGCCCCCUUGGCCUCCCGCAGCUUUCUCGCUGGAGUCCUGGAACUCUUGCUCUCUUUUCAAUCCGCUGCAACGGAUCACCAGCGUGCCCCAGCCAAGGACACCAGCUCCGAGAUCACCACCAAGGACUUAAAGGAAAAGAAGGCAGUUGUGGAGGAGGCAGAGAAUGGAAGAGACACACCUGCUAAUGGGAAUGCUAAUAAGGCAAAUGGGGAACAGGAGGCUGACAGUGAGGUAGAUGAAGAAGAGGAGGAAGGAGGGGAGGAAGAGGAGGAGGAAGGUGAUGGAGAGGAAGAGGAUGGAGAUGAAGAUGAGGAAGCUGAGGCAGCUACAGGCAAAUGGGCCACUGAAGAUGAUGAGGAUGACAAAGUGGACACCAAGAAGCAGAAGACUGAUGAGGAUGACUAGACAGCAAAAAAGGAAAAGCUAAACUUAACAACAAAAAAUAGACCACCAUGACCUAUUCACCCUCCACUUCCCAUCUCAGAAUCUAAACGUGGUCGCCUUCGAGUAGAAUCCCGCCUGACUGCCCAACGAGGGCAGCGCCACCCGCAGAUGACACACACUCUUGCCACCCAACCAAAACCACAAUGUGAAUUUGCAACAGGGGAGGAAAAAAGAACCAAAAGCUUCCAAGGCCCUGCUUUUUUUUUCUUAGAAGUACUUUAAAAAUGGAAAUUUGUUUGUAUUUUUUAUUUACAUUUUAUAUUUUUGUACACAUUGUUGGGGACCAGCCAUUUUUAAUGAUCUUGGAUGAUCAAACCAGCCUUCAGAGCAUUCUCUGUCCUACUUCUGACUUUACUUGUGGUGUGACCAUGUUCAUUAUAAUCUCAAAGGAGAAAAAACACCUCGUAAAAAAAGCAAAACCAACAACAAAAAACCUUAUUCUGAGCAUUCUAGUAACUUUUUUUGUGUAUGUACUUAGCUGUACUCUAAGUAGUUGGUUUGUAUGAGAUGGUUAAAAAGGCCAAAGAUAAAAGGUUUCUUUUUUCCUUUUUUGUCUGUGAAGUUGCUGUUUAUUUUUUUUUGCCUGUUUGAUAUAUGUGUGAAACAAUGCUGUCCAACAAUAAACCGGAAUUUUAUUUUGCAGAGUUGUUCUAA
This is a messenger RNA of Canis lupus familiaris (dog), 1236 nucleotides long. Its product is annotated as prothymosin alpha-like. The record is from RefSeq and is a predicted model, not a curated record. Gene Ontology annotation, molecular function: histone binding. Gene Ontology annotation, cellular component: nucleus. The coding region runs from base 1 to 543 and encodes 180 amino acids. Lineage: Eukaryota; Metazoa; Chordata; Mammalia; Carnivora; Canidae. Gene Ontology annotation, biological process: positive regulation of transcription by RNA polymerase II; negative regulation of apoptotic process. The transcript has a single exon.